UUUGAUCUUUGUGAUUUCCUGCACACCCCUUUGUCUUGUUCUCACCAACUCUCGUGUUUGUUUCGUAAUGGCUUUGAGAAAUACAAUCCUGAUUUUCUUUGUUGCAAUGGCUUUUCUGAGCACUUGUUCUGGUGCAACUGCAUCGGGGGCUGUAUACAGAGCUGGGGUUGUUUACCAUGUUGGUGACUCCAGUGGGUGGAGUAUCUUUCCUGACUACAAUAAUUGGACUUCCACAAAAGACUUUCAUAUGGGAGAUACUUUACUUUUUACCUACGAUAAGAUGUUCCAUAAUUUGAUGCAAGUCGAUGGGAAAGAUUACCAAUCGUGCAACACUAAGUCGCCCAUGGUCGUCUAUGAUACUGGAUCUGAUGCUAUAAAUCUUAAGAAACCUGGCGACUAUUAUUUCAUCUGUGGUAGAAACUUCGAACCUGAGUGGUAUGCUAUGACUCUCAAGGAACCCGGCCACUGCCAAGCCGGGCAAAAACUUCACGUCAAGGUCACUCUACCGAUACCAAAUCAUCAUAUGGUUGCAAGUCCCAUCCCAGCACCAGCACCCAAGUGAUGGUACGAGUUCAAAUCCAAGCAAUGAUGCUGCUCCAAACUCUACUAUUUAACUGCCGUUUCUUUCAUAGUUUUAGUUUCUUUAAGUUGGGCAAACAAUGUUAUUUUAAGUUCAAUUCCAAUUCCAAUUUCAAAGUGAGAAAAAACUGAUUGAUGAAUUGCAGUAGGUAGUGUGCUAGUCAUUGAGAUCUGUACGAGUUUGUUGCUUUUUUGUGUGUUCAGUGAAACUAUGUAACUUGACAAGUGAUGAAUGAAGAGUACUGCUUUAAU
This is a messenger RNA of Rosa rugosa (rugosa rose), 831 nucleotides long. RefSeq names its product mavicyanin-like. Gene Ontology annotation, cellular component: plasma membrane. The transcript has a single exon. The record is from RefSeq and is a predicted model, not a curated record. The coding region runs from base 68 to 562 and encodes 164 amino acids. Gene Ontology annotation, molecular function: electron transfer activity. NCBI's taxonomy places the organism in Eukaryota, Viridiplantae, Streptophyta, Magnoliopsida, Rosales, Rosaceae.